Molecule: messenger RNA, 6647 nt
Organism: Gryllus bimaculatus (two-spotted cricket)
Lineage: Eukaryota; Metazoa; Arthropoda; Insecta; Orthoptera; Gryllidae
Source: the annotation of a GenBank genome assembly
GGCUGCCUGCCCAACGAGUACCGCUGCAGCAACUCGUGCGUGGCGCUGGUGAAGCGCUGCGACCGGUACAUCGACUGCCCCGACGGCGCCGACGAGGUCGGCUGCGAGACAUUUGUGUGUCCCUCGACGCACUUCAAAUGCAGCAACCACUUUUGCAUUCCGGGUGACAAAACGUGCAACUUCGAAGACGACUGCGGAGACAACUCGGACGAAAUGACUUGCUCGCACCGCCAGUGCUGGAAGACGGAGUUCAAGUGCGACAACGGCGAGUGUAUCCGGCCGGGCUUCGUGUGCGACGGCACCAACGACUGCCACGACCACAGCGACGAGCUCAACUGCGGCCCCGAGCACUUCGCCAAUUGCUCCGACGGGACGCGCGUGCACAAGCAGUACUGGUGCGACGACUGGCCGGAGUGCAGGGACAACCACGCCGACGAGCUCAACUGUUCAGAAUGCAACAAGGAAGACGACUUCCGGUGCCCAAACGGCCGCUGCAUCAGGCUUGCCAACGUGUGCGACUCGCAAUGCGACUGCGUGCCUCUGGGGCCAGACGGGCUUUGCGCGGACGAGAUCAACUGCGAGGAUUUCUACAAGAAAAUUCAUGGGAUCACGCUGUGCGAGGCGAAGCGCACGCUGACGUGCGCCGUGCCGAGGGACCGCGCGCACGCCCGCUGCAUCCAGCCGCGCUUCCUGUGCGACGGGCGCAGCGACUGCCUCAACGGCCUCGACGCCUCGGACGAGCUGGGCUGCCCUGGAAGCUCAAUUGACGGCAAUUCAGUGCAAUGCAGAGAAAAUCGCACUCUUCCGUCAGUUAUGCGCUGUGAUUUUAAAAAAGACUGUCUGUUUGGAGAAGAUGAAACCGAAUGCAGGACGUCUGUUCCUGUUUGUCCAGAAAACAUGUUUCAAUGUGACAAUGGACAAUGCAUAGAGCCGUCUCUUCAGUGUGAUUUACAGUUCGACUGCUGGGACAAAAGUGAUGAAUUGCACUGUGAAAAUUACAAUUGUCCUGUUGAUACAAAAAAGUGUAUACAUACACGGCAGUGUUUAAAAGUCGAGUUUUGGUGUGACUAUCAUGUAGACUGUCCAGAUGGAACAGAUGAGUUACAUUGUGAAAGAAAAGAAAAGAUGUGAUGAAAAUGAAUUCACGUGCUCUAAUGGCCAAUGUAUAUCAGCAUCUAUGCGAUGCUAUAUAUCUGAAAAGUCAGAGAAGGCUGUGCUGAUGGAUCGCAUUUACAAAAUUGCUCACUUUGGGUUUGCAAUCCAGGAACCUUUAAAUGUCGAAAUGGUCCUUGCCUAAAUACAAGUCUCGUCUGCGACGAAAAAAUUGAUUGUCCUGACACAUGGUCUGAUGAAGAUGGUUGUGUGUUUCAGUGUUCUGAAAUGGAGCCUCGCUGUCAGUGCCAAGAUCGACUGGCAAAUUGCUCUGGUUUAGGACUACACGUCAUCCCCGAUAUUGAAGAUGCGAUGAACAGAUAAAACCUGAAGAAUAAUAGUAUUUCAUGGCUUCCUCCAAAGGUGUUUGAUAAUCUUUGGCGACUUUCAACUCUUGAUCUUACAAACAAUUGUAUUCAUACUAUUGGGAAUCAUACAUUCCACGGUUUAUCAUCGUUAACUGGCCUGGAUCUCAGACACCAAAAAAUAAGUAAUAUAUCUAGUGGAGCUUUCAUUGGUCUUCGAAAACUCAUGGGCUUAACAACGGACGAGUUCCGAUUCUGUUGUUUGGCUCGCCAUGUUGCGGAGUGCUAUCCGCCUCCUGAUGAAUUUUCAUCGUGUGAAGAUCUGAUGUCGAAUUUGGUUCUUAGAGUCUGUGUUUGGGUACUUGGAGUCAUCGCUACAGUCGGAAAUGGCCUAGUAAUUGCAUGGAGAAUGCAUUUUAAACACACAAAUCAGGUCCAUUCAUUCCUCAUCACAAAUCUUGCCAUUGGAGAUUUAUUCAUGGGGUCAUAUUUACUCAUCAUUGCUAGUGUGGAUGCUAAAUACAGAGGUGUUUACUUCAUACAUGAUUCAACGUGGCGAAGCAGUGAACUAUGCAGCCUUGCAGUAAUUACUUUGGACCGCUUCUUGGUCAUUAUCUUUCCUUUUCGAGUGCGAAGGUUGGAGAUGCCAAAAACACGGCUUGUUAUGGCGGCUGGUUGGUUUGGUGCUGCGUUAUUGUCAGGUCUGCCUUUACUCCAAUUUGAUUAUUUCAGGAAUUUCUAUGGCCGAUCUGGAGUCUGCUUGGCACUGCAUAUCACUCCUGAAAAACCCAGUGGCUGGGAAUACUCAGUUUUUGUUUUUCUCUUCCUCAACUUGGUGUCGUUCUCCAUCAUCGCCCUGGGAUAUGUGUGGAUGUACGCGGUGGCUCGCACGACCCGCCAGGCCGUUUGCAACAAAGAGCAGCGGCCGUCAGAUGCAGCCAUGGCUCGAAGAAUGACUUUGAUUGUGGCAACAGAUGCCGCUUGCUGGAUGCCCAUUAUUCUCCUAGGAGCACUUUCGCUUGGCGGAAUCACAGUUCCUACUCAGAAAGUUCUUCCUUAUGUAACAGGAUCAACUUGUGCACACAGUCGAUAUGAUAUUGAUAAUGCUGUGGCAAACAAUCUUUACAUAGAAAUGGCAAAUGGCAAACAUGUGCAUGGACCCCUCUUGGAUAAAGACGAAGAAGGAGAAGUAGAUCAAACAACGUUGUUUGCUCUUACUAAACAAAACCAUCAUAACUCACAAAGGUGGAGAUCAGGCUCUUAUCACAGUCGAUCUACUUCUGCCAUUGGCGCUCCUUCCCUGGGUCGAGCAAAUUCAUGUCACCACACUAUUGACACAGCUGUGUCUGCUCGAGGUGAAAUCAUUCCUCUAAGACGCCUUUCUCCCGACAGACAUACUAAAUGACUAUCGGAAAAAGCUCAGCGGAAGAAAACGUUAAAAGAGCUUUAUGAUUAGCAAACUGAAACAAAUCCAUAAAGAAGCAAGCUUCUUGGACCGUUUUUUGGUCCAUUGACUGGAUGAAAUAAUGUUACGUAGUAAACAUGAGCAGAAUUAAUUCAAUAAUGUGUAUUCACACUAAUGGAAAGAGAAAGAAUGAGCAUGGGAUUUUAAUAUUUGAAGAAGAGCAAGAGAGAUUGCAAAUUCCAUCAUAGCCAUGAUUGAUGUAAUUCACUUGAACAUUUUCUGCUCUUUCAGAUACCUAAACAAACACGACGUGAACAUGAACAUAAAUAAGAUUGUUUUGUGAUUGAUUUUGAAUAAUCAAUUAAGUAUUUUCUGUUCAAAGGUUCUAAUUACAAGAAUUCUAUUGACUAGCUGAGAGCUAGUAUUAUUAUUCAUGAAUGUACGGAAUAUGGACCAACUAUGAACAUUAUUCUUACGUUUUUAAUUUUUCCGUGUGAUAAAAACUUCAGCGUUAUUAUUUCUGGAUAUGUGGAAACUUACUUUCUUACAUAAACAUUGCCAAUCGAUGUCUUCGUUAGAACGUAAUUUUUGACUUAUCUGAAGAAGGAAGAAUAAAAAAGGAUAUUCAUAUUGUGGUAUUUGUGUUCUAAAUAUCACAGAACGUGUACUAAUUUUGGGUUUCCUGCAAAUUAUGUGUAUUAUAGAAUAAGCUUCAAGAAAUUAAUGUGAUUUUUUUGUUGAGACUUGAAAUGAAUGAAAAAAAAUUGGAUUUUGUGCAGCACAAAAUAAUAUUCGUAAAAGGGGCUUAUUAAUUUAAAUACACUUUGUUGGCCCAUUGUAAUAUUGUAGUAUUUCAAAGACAGUAUUAAAAUUUGUUUCAAAAUUAUGUGUACUAUUUCUGAUAAGUAAAACAAAUGAAACUGUACAGAAAUAAUAUAGAUUUGAGUGGACUGUGCCUUGAAUAUGUGGCGGAAAUGAUUAAAGGGUUCAAAACACUUGUGAUUGACAGUAAAUGUAUGAUUAAUAAAGCCCGAGAAAAAAUAGGAGUCAGUUGCAAAUGUUAAAGCUAUUUUCUUACUUAUAACUAGAGACUGGAUGUUAGACAAAUGCCUAUACUUUAUUAUAAAAAAUAACAUAAAAAUAUUAUCUUAAGUUCAUAUCAAAGUAUUAGUGUUUAAAGAAGAGAUAAUUUUGCUUAUUUCUUCCUAUUUUCUUCCGGCAAUGUCUAUUAUUAUCUUCUUAAUUCACAAACAUUUGUCUGAUUCCAAUGCAUAGUGGUAUUGUAUUUCUCUUGUAAGGUUUUUCAUAUUUUGAUAUAAAUUCAAGGAAAUUAGCUUAGGAGUAACAACAGGGAAGAUUGUUGUACCAUAGAAAAAUUUCCUCUGAGAUUGUACCUUGAAUCACAAUUUAUGUUUAGAAUUUUUUAAGUCAUUAAAAAAGCCACAGACAGUGUCUCUGCAGAUAAUGUUAUUCCUACAAACUAUUUUUUUGAAAGUUUAAAUUUUAAAUGUUUAUAGAAAAGAUUUAAUUUAUAUAAUAUUGAUCAUGAUGAUCAUAGCAGUAAGGUAGAUAGUAUGUAUUAAAGACUUUUUAUGCAGAAAUUGGCAUUUUUUUGGUUUAUUAGAAAAAUUAAAAAAUUGAAUUUAAGUGUAGCCUAUGUUUUAUUUGUAAACAUGUAAUACAGUCUUCGUGGCUAACUGUUGGUCACUGUGCUCGCUUUUCACUACAUGCACUACUAUGAAUUUACUUUGUGAAAUACUGAUAACAAGAAUGAAAUAAUUGUAACAUCUUGUAGUGCCUACAAUGGUAGAUUAUUUUGGUCUACAAUGGUAGACUAAAUUUAAAUCUGAAAUACGGCAUUACAAAGUACUGAAUAAUAAACUUUGAUUCAGGUGGAGUGUGUUUAAAAAAUACAAAUCAAAUUAGUCAGAUUGUAAAUCAAUAAACUGUAAAAGCAAAAUUUUUUACUUCUUGUACUAUCAAAUUUUAUUUCUGAUUUAUUUAGAAACAAAAUGACACAAAACACAAUAACAAUCCCUUUCCUAAAUUAGGAAGUAAACUUUGUAUUGAUGUAGUUGCUGUUGCAAAGAUACUGACAUCUGUCAAGAAACUGAAGUGUGGUUCAAGGUAUUCUGUCAUCAACACACAACAGUCUCCUCUAAUGUUCUGAUUCAAUUUAUUAUUGUUAUUGAGAAAAGUCAUAGAAUCAUUAAAGCCAGAAAUAUUUUCCUUGAAGUUAAAAUGAUCAAAGACAAUUUAAGUGAAUUAUGUAAUAUAAACACAAAAUACUAAACAGCACUUAAUGAAUGCCUCAUUCCUACUUUUCAUAAGUUUCCUUAUUGUCAGUAAAUGUGUGGUUAUGAAAACCCAAACAACAAUAAGAAUUCAUUAGGUGACAGAGGCAAUGUUGUUAAGAAAAUUCUUCUCUGUCUCGGGAGAGUGAAAGAGGGCUAGGGCAUUCCGGGCCAAAUGAAGAAGUGAGUAAUGCAGUCUUCCAGCGGUUUGAAAACUUCAAGGUUGAUGAUAAGUGUCAAAACAAUGUUUCAGCUGAUAUUGAUCCAGACAUUGUAACACUGAUUAAGUAUGUCACAAUAUCAUUUUUGUCAGAGAGAUGUUAUUUUCAUUUGGAAAAAUAUGUUCACUUGUAGAAGACAGAACUUAAGUGGUAAAUACAUAGAAAGAAAUGCUUAUGUAUAAUAAAUGAUUUCUUCAUGACUACAGUUUUGUAGUGUAUGAACAAUUUAUAGUGGUAAGAUUAAGAUGCUUUGUUUCAUUGCGAUUCAGUUCAUUAUAUAAAGUAUGUUUGCUAAACACGUUUUUGGAUAUUGAUGGCUGAGUGCCAGACUGUUUUAAGUCCAAUUCUUUAACAAUAUGAGAUUUGUGUUUCAUUAUGUUCCAUGUCCCCAUGUACAUGUGAGCAUUAAUUGUAAAUAUUCCACUUCAUAAGCUUAUAACAAACGCCUUUCGUACUGACUCAUUUCUUACUUCACCACUAAACACUUAAUGUCUCUCCUAAAGAAUGUAGUAAAAUGGAUUUAGAACAGUGCAGUUCUCAGACAUCAAUGUGCUAUUCUAUUUAAAUAUUUAAAUUCUGAUUUAAAUAUUCAUGUAAUUUAAUUGCAUGUUCUUUGGAAAAAAAUUGUUAAUAGUCACUGGCAGUGCCAACCUUAAUAAGUCUGAGUUGCCAUAUAUUGUCAAUAUUUAUUGGGAAAUAAUUAAUACAGUUUGUUUUCAAGGCACAUUUAGGCCUGCUACUUUCAAUUAUUUACAGUGUGUGUUAACUUACCUUUAUUUAACAUUCUUAGUGCCUAACAUCCAGUUUCUACUCAUAAUUUAAAUAUUCAUUGCAUAAUGUGAAAAAUAAUUUUUUCAUUGUUUGAAACAGGUUUCAUGAAUAACAUGGUAAAGAUUAAAUUCUAUGAUCUUUGUGUAAUAAUAUAAUGAAUUUUUUUAGAUACAUUAAUGUGAUUGGAAAUCAUCAAUAACUAAUAGGUAUAAAAUGUAUUUUUCAAUACAGUUUGCAGUUGUUUUGCAAAUAAAAAUUUCAAUGUUCUCAUUUCUUUGGUCUAAAUUGAUGUUUAAAAAUAUAGUUUUUUUUCUUUUCUGGAGAGGCAUCAGAGGUUUUCAAGAUUAAAAAGACUUUCAAACACUACUCUUGAGUGUUUCAACCAAAGUAUUGUUCAUAAUUUUGUAAUAAUUUUCAUAUUUGUGAACAUAUCAUAAUAAAUUAAACUUAUUCACGAAAAUACAAUAUUUUUUGUAAAAUCAUAUUUUCUCAACUUUCU